Molecule: messenger RNA, 1171 nt
Organism: Phyllopteryx taeniolatus (common seadragon)
Lineage: Eukaryota; Metazoa; Chordata; Actinopteri; Syngnathiformes; Syngnathidae
Gene: mrpl54
Product: mitochondrial ribosomal protein L54
Exons: 5
Coding region: 1-600 (199 amino acids)
Cellular component (GO): mitochondrial large ribosomal subunit
Molecular function (GO): structural constituent of ribosome
Source: RefSeq, a predicted model, not a curated record
AUGACGCCCAGCAGCUGCGCGGUGCUCAUCUCCAGCCUCUUCAGCUGGUGCAGCGUGAGCGAGCGCAGCCUCUCCUUCAGGCCCAGCAGCGGGUUGAGUGUGAGUACUUUAGCCACAUCAGGUGAUGUUGUGUGUUUACCCUCGGUUGCCAUUUUGGCCAAGAGCUGGUCUGCGAGCUCCUGGGGGAAGAGCACAGCUUCCCUGAAGCACAGGGACCCGUCGGCACGCUUCACGCACAAGCACUCCAGGUUCUGGCUCACGAAGGAAGGACGCGUUAAACAAGUUACAAGCAUGUGGAUAUGCGAAAAAACCACCAAAGGUAAAGGAAAGGGGAUGGUUAAAGACGAGCUAAAAGGACCAGAGGUGUGCAAAGAUCCAGUCCGGUUGACUUCUUAUGCAGUGGGGGCCAACAUCUACAAACAGGGAGAAGACCCCAAACUCAAACCAGUGGAGGAAUACCCAGAGUGGCUCUUUCAGUUGAACCUGGAGGCGCCCUACAAGCUCCACGAGCUGGAGGAGGAAAGCUGGGCGUACUGGAAGCGUCUCCGAAAGGAAAGCAUUUGGCGUCACAACAGAUUGCAUAAAGGGAAGAAGUUCUAGACUGGACUGAAAUCAACUUGGUUGUUUAUAUCAUGUCACAGCAUUUAAUGACUCUAAUGUACAUGUGUUCAUAUUUGUUUUUUUAAUGUCCAUCUCCUCAUUAAAAAAAAACGUUUCCCCAUUGUUGUGCAAUUUAAUUUUCUUACUUCACUGCCAGCCUUCCCAGUUAACAUGGAUAUUUGACUUCUAAAGCAGUGAAUGUGUUUUAAUUAGCAUAAUGUGAUGAUACAAGUUACAUUUUCAUCAAGAAACCCCAAAUAUUUGUUUUGGAUAAAAGUAAAUGUUUUUAAAUCUUUUUUUAUGAACACUGCACACUUAUUGGUGUGGUCUUACGAAUGCUAGUUAUGUUAGCUAAAUGCUAAUAGAGGAACUUUCACAAUGGCUGGGAUCCAGAAACUGCACUUCGCUGUAAAUCAACUCUGUAGAUAUCACUAUGAUGCUUACUUCAGAUAAUUUGCUGUGCCAUCACUGCUUCUGUGGUGGCGUCACAAGGAUUGCUAUGAUAUGCUGUGAUGUAUUUGUAUUGCUCUGUUUAUUUUCUUCCUUGACCAAAAAAGAAAAGAAAACUGCA